GCCUGGCAGGGAGCUCCUGGAACAGAACCAGAAGAGAACAGAGAGUGACAGAGUCACAGAGCCUUCUCGGCCGCCCGGACAAAAGACACAAACGCUCGACAGCUUCACAGAGGACUGGCUGAUCAGGCAAUUGGGUCAGUAUCUCACCUCGUGUUGGUAUUUGAGGCUCGGGAUGGAUGCCACUCCAGCCUUCGGACUGCAGCCUCCUUCUCUUCUGUCAGCCAUUCGUUUUUUUCCUCGUCUUCGGCGGGAGUGGUUGGUGGGGGGCUCACGAUCGGGGCUGUCCCACCGAAUCGAGGUGCAGCGAGCUGAGCAAGAUGUACCGUUCCACCUCUUGGCAGUCUGGACUAGCGCCACCUUGAUUGUCGACAAUCACCAGUUCGCAAAUGGGAGGUGUUGACGCGGCAGGCGAGAGACACUGCCAGAGAGGCUGCAGUUUCACCGCAUGCCUUCUUCUCUUCAUGAGCCGCUGCCAAGAGCGUACACACGUGUCCCCAAAACAGGUGGGAAAUCCGGCCGUCUGUCAUCCAGAGUACGACAUGUUUCAACUUCGGAUACUGGGCUAGCCAAGGCGGUAACGGACACAAAAGUUGGUUAAUAACUGCGCUAAAUACACUAUACCCUAACUGUGGAUCUCUGGAAAGUCGUCAACGUCAUUGAUAAAGACUGUAGUAUCCCGACGUGGUGUUCGCCCAGCCGCCAUGGACACGAGAAUUAUUUUAUGCGAGCUUUUUCCGGUACCAUAGGCCCUCCGCUAUCGUCAGAGUCAACAUCGAUUGUGCUUGGAAACAAAUACCAGUAAUGAUGAGUCUUUUGCCGCCGUGUUGAUAUUGACGAGAUGAGAUCAAAUGUUGCGAUCUUUUUUAGUGUCAGGCUCUCAUCUCGUAUUCAUCUAAAAACAGAGCAUUAUCCACCAUCCAAGCAAAGCCUAGAGGAGAACUUGCCAGUGCUUGAAGAAGCACAGAUACCAGCCGAGAGAGAGCCCUGCCUGUGGUUUCAAAUGUCUGAAACACAAUUUUUUAUCUCAUCAAACACUGUCUUCAGUCAGAGCGCAAUGUCUUGAAUCGAAUGUCGUUGAAAGCCCUCCACACACAGCCACAAGCCACCCCUGAGCCACAUCGCGCGUCAAAUUCCCUUGAAGCUAUGACCACCUCCGUCCCGUCAUCAGUGGCUUGACGGCCCGCCGGGAUCCAGGGAGUAAUUGCAUCGUGCGUUCAAGGGGACGGACAGGACACCUCUUAGCUACUUUCGGGCAUGUGAUAACCGCCUGACAACGUUCCAGCGUCAACGUCAACGGCGCCAGCAGACUAACCAAGUGGCCAAACAUGUCAGCGACAGUUUUUAACACUGUGGACAAUAUCUAAUCCAGCUUCGGAACCUGUCUAGCUCUUGCAAAACCCCCAUGUUGCGCCAGAUCGCUCUUCGAGAUUGGCCAUGCCUGAGCAGUUGCAACCCCCACCAAACCAAACCGCCGCUGAAAAUGCGGACGACGAUCUCGACACCUUGAGGGUCCUCUCUCGGUCCCCUCAUCCUUACCACCGUCAGAGCUUCGAGCUAUUAGAACCGUCAGAUUGCCUGAUUCCGAGCCACGAGCCGUUUCCCUCCCUUGGCAAGGACUCAACACCACCGAGCGACAGCGGGACCGAAGCCGACGAUGAACAUUUCCUCAAGGGUCUGCCCGCACCAAAAGUAAGGCUACAUAAAGGCCUUCGCGGAAAGAAUGAACCACUUUCCGGAACAUCCACGCCCUGGCUCUCGCCGGCAGUUCUGGAGGAGGAGGGCAGGAUGACGGCGUUGGGUAUAAACCAUGGCGAAAAGAGGGUCGCCGCAGAAAGAGUGCGCCGGCGCAAGGAAGUAACACGAAGAAUAGCUGAAGUGUUGUUGCUUGGCUUCCAAGGGGGCAUCGUGGUUUUGAACCCAGACGCUCAACCUUAUGUCAGGAUAUACGGCAAGAAAGUUCUUGCUGUAAUAGCGAUGCUGCUUGGAUUAGCUGCUUUGUAUCCGCUGAGACUGGCCCUAUGGGCUUACCGUCGUGGCACGCCGUCCAAGGCUUUGCCGAUUCGUGUUCCGGCAGCGUUCGAUCCAGCACCACUUCUCUAUCCAUUCAUUACGCCAGUUCUAAUAUCCUUUUUGGUGGCACAAAAUGUGAAGGGUGUCGUAUUGCCAAAUUUGGUUCUCGGCAUAGCAGCAUUGCCCAGGGCUCUGUUCCCGGGUUCGCGGUAUUGGGAGAGCCUCAGCUCGAGUCACUGGCUGUUCUCGUGCGCUCCGCUGUUUCUGGACAGACUCAUGGCAACAACCCCAGGAUCCCAGCAGGGAGAGAUGUCAGCUGAAGUGUUGGUCCUGCUGUAUCCAUUACACCAGACUUUGUGUCUUAUCUUGCACCAUCUUACCACGACCAGUCUUUUGGCAGCCGAGCUCCAACUGCUGUCGGUGGCACUCAUAAACCUACUACUGCUAGCAACCUCUCCCCAGGCAGUUAUUUUGCAGGCUGUUUUAUGGGGAGGCGGUAUUGGUCUCAUGGUUCUUAGCGGUCAGGUCAUUCAAUGGGGGAUCUCUCUGGCCCGUGUGCCAAAGUGGCGGUUCAAGAGGAGCGAGAUACCGUCGAAAGGGGGCUUUGGAUUCGGGCAGCUAAAACGGAUGCUGUCAUCACCAAACGCCCGCCGGCAGCGAUCGUCUACAGGGGAGUUCACGAACACGUUCUCCGACUCGGCUCAGUCUACAAAUCGAGAGCUUACCACCAAGCCCACCACCCUCCGGGCAGACAGCUUCAGCGAAAACGAAGUCGUGCCCCCCCCAACCCCUGACGCUCCAUCCAGUGCUGUUAAGCUCAGCUUUGCCAAGCCAUCUGCUAGCCAAAGCGUACCUCGGAGGCACACUCUCCCUUCCACGGGAAAGCCCGGCCCACGCUCAAAAAGCAGCACACCGUCCGGCCGCCGCAAACGUUCUGCGUCCUCGAGCGUGCGCGCCUUCUUUUCUCUCACCCAUAAGCAAGCCACCCUACGCAAGUGGAUGUACUCGAGCUACGUCCUCACGAGCAUCAUCCUCAUCAUCUUCCUCGGCAUCCGGACCUACGUCCAGUACUACGCCCUAGACGGCAACGAACCGAUAGGCUGGGCGUUGGGUUAUCUCUUUGGCGGGCUCUCACAGUUCCGCUUCCAGGUGGUGCAGCACGACCUAGAAAAAUGGAUCUGCCUCCCUUUUCGUCUCGAGUCUUCUGACGUCCAAUGCUCCUCGGGCUGGAUCCAACACCUCCGCCAGUUUUCGUUUGGAGAAGCCAACACGAGACUUGUUCUCUCCGGCUACUGGCUGACGAUCAUUGCGUUUGGCCUCGCCAUAGUCUUUAGUCUAUCACCAGUCUGCGAGGUGGACACGAGAAGAAAGGUGUUUCACUUUAUGAUGGUGGCUAUGUUCUUGCCUACGAUUUACAUCGACCCUACGUACAUCGCUUUGGCGUUGUCACUCAUGCUAGCGAUAUUUCUACUUCUGGACCUGAUCAGAGCGAGUCAGCUGCCGCCUUUGUCGGGACCGAUUGCGAAAUUCCUCACUCCGUAUGUGGAUGGGAGGGAUUUGAGGGGGCCGGUGGUGAUUAGCCAUAUUUUUUUGCUGAUUGGCUGUGCUAUUCCGUUGUGGCUGUCGCUUGCUGGUCUUGGGAGGGAGGGGGAGGGGUAUGUUAGGGGGUGGGAGGUGAGGGAAAGGGAAUUGGCGAUGGUGAGCGGCGUUGUGUGUGUUGGGUUGGGAGAUGCGGCUGCUAGUUUGAUUGGGAGGAGGUGGGGGCAUAGGAAGUGGCUUUGGGGAGGGGGGAAGAGUAUUGAGGGGAGUGUGGCGUUUGCGGGGGCGGUGUUUUUGGGGUUGGGGGUUGGAGGGGGGUGGUUGAGGUUGGGGGGGUGGGAGACUGUGACGACUGGAGGAAAAGGAGGAGGUGGUGGUGGUGGUGGAGGGCAUGAGAGUUUGAUGGGGGUGUUGGAUGUUGGGAGGUUGUAUAGGGAGUGGGGGAGGGAGAAGGCGCCGAGGAUGGGGGUUUGUUCGGUACUGGCGAGCUUGACGGAGGCGGUGUUGACGGGGGGGAAUGAUAAUGUUGUUGUGCCGGUUGUGCUUUGGGGGUGUGUGAGGGGGUUGGGGAUAUGA
Messenger RNA from Podospora bellae-mahoneyi, 4125 nucleotides. RefSeq names its product dolichol kinase (gene SEC59). The record is from RefSeq and is a predicted model, not a curated record. Gene Ontology annotation, cellular component: endoplasmic reticulum membrane. Lineage: Eukaryota; Fungi; Ascomycota; Sordariomycetes; Sordariales; Podosporaceae. Bases 1435 to 4125 code for a protein of 896 amino acids. Gene Ontology annotation, molecular function: dolichol kinase activity. The transcript has 2 exons. Gene Ontology annotation, biological process: dolichyl monophosphate biosynthetic process.